GAAUACAUAUCUACAUUAAGUAAUCGAGUAUUGUACGAUAAUCGAUCUAUCGUUUACAAAAAUACAACUCGAAGAAUAGAACAAAGUGAAAAAAACAAUAUUAAUGUUGCCUUAUUAUUUAUUUUAUCCAUUAUUAUAUUGAUAUUCACAGAUCACUGAGACUUAAAGAAUAAAAAUUUUUUUUUAUUAUUUAUCUGUAUAAUAUAUUACUCAAUUUUCCUAACCUAAAAUACAUUUAUGUAUAUAUAUAUAUAUAGUGUCUAUAAAAAUUUUCUGGUUUUUAAGUGAUAAUAAAUUGGACAUAUAUAAAUACGAACAUAUGUGUAAAAUACGAUAGAAGAUUAAUAUUUUUGUAAUUUAUUGUUUAUUAUCAUAAAAUGCAACAUUUAUGGAAUGAUCUUGAUCAGGCAACUGAGACCAAUCUUAUUAGUAUUGCACUAAUGCAUCAUGGCUUAGUUCUUUUGGAAGAUUGUAAAGCUAUCUUACGAAGAGAUUAUUCUAAUAUGACUGAUAAAGUUAAAUUAAUAUCUGGCGGAGGAAGUGGUAAUGAACCGGCUCAUACAGGCUUUGUAGGUCCUGGUAUGUUGACUGCUGCAAUUUGUGGAGAUAUUUCAUCAGCACCACCAGUAAAUUCUAUAUUAAGAGUUAUUGAUGAAAUUGGCACCAAUCAUUCUCCUGGUGUGCUGUUGAUAGUUCAAAGUUAUCCUGGAUAUCGUAUAAAUUUUGGAUUAGCCAAAUUACGCGCAGAAAGUAUGGGGAUAUAUGUAAAAAUGAUAAUUGUUGGAGAUGAUGUCUGCUUAGAAGCUGACGAAAAAAGUAUAGAAAAACGUGGUUUAGCCGGUAUAUUAUUUAUUAAUAAAAUAGCUGGUGCAAUGGCAGAAAAUGGGGAAAAUUUAGAAACUAUUUGUAAUGUAUGCAAUAGAAUCAUAAAUAAUGAAGAAAUUGCAACUAUUAGCAUAGGGAUGAAAAUAUCUUUCUCUUAUAAAGACAAUUUAUGUUCACGGAAUAGCAGUGUUGCAAAGAUGGAGAUAGGAUAUGGUAUUAAUGGUGAAUCAGGUAUUUGUCAAGUAAAUGCAUCAUCCAUUGAGGAUGUUGUUACUCUUAUAGUAAAUAAACUGGUAGUAUCAUCUCAGAACUCAAACGAAACAACAAAUGUCAGAAGGUUUCCUGUUGGCCAUAGUGUAGCUGUUAUAGUAAACAAUCUUGGAGGCACUAACCAGAUAGAAUGUAAUAUAUUUACACUUGAAGUUCUUAAACAAUUAAAGGUCUUGGAUUUAUUAGUGCAAAGAGUAUAUACAGGUCAUUUAAUGACAUCAUUGGAUUCUUAUGGUUUUCAAGUCUCAUUACUGAAUCUUUCUGUUGAUUCCAAUCUAAUUAAAUAUCUUGAUACUCUAACAUUAGCACCUGCUUGGCCAAAAGUAUUGACUGCUGAAAUGGUUGGAUUUGAACAAACUCAUGACUUAGAAAAAGUUGUUCCAACAAAAUAUUGCAGGGAAUAUUGCAAUGGUAGUUUACCUUCUAUAGAGGCCAAAGGAGCUAUGAUAGAUAAUAGAACUGGACAAGUGCUUUUAAUUAUUAUAUCUUUUGCAUGUGAAGCAUUGAUAGUUUGUGCAGAACAAUUGAAUAUAAUGGAUAAAGAAUGCGGUGAUGGUGAUUGUGGUACUACACUCGCACGAGGAGCAAAUGCCAUAAAAACUGCAAUCAAAGAGAAUAAAAUAAACAGUACAAAUCCUUUUGUCACUUUUACACAUAUUAGUUGUAUUAUAGAAAAAGAAAUGGGUGGAUUGCAAGGAGGAUUGUAUUCCUUAUUUUUUCAUGCUAUUGCUAAGGUUUUUGCUGAAACAAACGAUCAGGUAAUACCUCGUACAUGGUUGAACGCAUUGAUUGCAGGAAAUAAAGUGAUAUCAGAAUUUGGAAAAGUAUCAUUUGGAGAUAGAACAAUGCUAGAUCCUUUAAUGAGUGCACAAAAUAUGUUAUCUAAUGCAUUAGAUGCCAAAAUGCAUCCUAUUCAAGCAUUUGGAGAAGCUGUUAAGGCUGCAGAAAAAUGUGCUAUUCAAACAAUAUAUACGCGUGUCCGUAAAACUAGCUUAAUGAAACUCAAAAAAUUCAAAUAUCCUGACCCUGGAGCACACGCAAUUGGCAUAUGGAUGAGAGCUGCAUACGAAGGUGUAAAAUUAAAAUUAGUUUGUCAGUGUGAAUUAUGAAAAAUGACAUUUUAGUCGGAAUCUUAUUUAUAAUGUUUUUGAAAAAUUUUAUAAAUUAAAAUUAAUUAUUUAUAGAUUUUAUAAAAUAAAACAUGUCAUAUAUACUUACCCGCUUAUACAUACCAACGCAUGCAUAUUCAAUUUAUCAUUGACAUAACGGGUGUUUUAUUAUAUUUUUAAAAAUGGAUACAUGAAAUAGACAUAUAGAAUAUUGUAAUUGUCAUAAGGGCCACAAUUUGAAAACAGAUCCUUUGAUUGUACUUCGACUUAAACUAACAAUUUCAUGUAGAAUAAACUCCUUUUGAACACAUAA
Vespa mandarinia (Asian giant hornet) is the source of this 2517-nucleotide messenger RNA. RefSeq names its product triokinase/FMN cyclase-like. Gene Ontology annotation, cellular component: cytosol. Gene Ontology annotation, biological process: glycerol catabolic process. Gene Ontology annotation, molecular function: glycerone kinase activity. The record is from RefSeq and is a predicted model, not a curated record. NCBI's taxonomy places the organism in Eukaryota, Metazoa, Arthropoda, Insecta, Hymenoptera, Vespidae.